Molecule: messenger RNA, 480 nt
Organism: Colletotrichum siamense
Lineage: Eukaryota; Fungi; Ascomycota; Sordariomycetes; Glomerellales; Glomerellaceae
Gene: thi1
Product: Thiamine repressible genes regulatory protein thi1
Exons: 5
Coding region: 1-480 (159 amino acids)
Biological process (GO): regulation of DNA-templated transcription
Molecular function (GO): DNA-binding transcription factor activity, RNA polymerase II-specific; zinc ion binding
Source: RefSeq, a predicted model, not a curated record
AUGGACCAAGUCAAGGUGGAGCGGGCGGAGGUCGAGCCCCGGCCGGCGGCAUUUCGAUCGUGCGACUGGUGCCGUUCUCGAAAGAUUCGGUGCGAUAAGGGUUCGCCCUGUACUAGCUGCAAGGUUUCCAAGGUGUCGUGCGAACGAAAGCUCCAACUGAAGCACAGGACCCAAGCACAGAGAGUGCUCAUAUCGCCAGAAUAUAGGGCCAAGAUCGAUCGUAUUGACGAGCGUCUCGACAAGAUCACGCAAAUAUUGAUGGACUUGAAGCAGCAGACCAAGAUCCCAAUAAAGCAAGAGAUGCUGAGUCCUGGGCCGAGGCCGCACCCUCUCUUGGCACCCAAGAACGAUAGGAAAGGACUCAGUAGUGGGCUAUCGAGUGCUCAUCAAGAAGCUCUGGGCACCCAGUCAGACCAGAAGCGCGCUCAUCGCCCAAACAAUGCACUGCACUGUUCAGGAAAUGCGUACGGCAUGACUUGA